Molecule: messenger RNA, 1640 nt
Organism: Babjeviella inositovora NRRL Y-12698
Lineage: Eukaryota; Fungi; Ascomycota; Pichiomycetes; Serinales
Exons: 2
Coding region: 19-1614 (531 amino acids)
Biological process (GO): transmembrane transport
Cellular component (GO): membrane
Molecular function (GO): transmembrane transporter activity
Source: RefSeq, a predicted model, not a curated record
AUUGCCACAUCACGCACUAUGGGUGAAUUAUCUUCGCAGGCUUCGAACGCCAUCAUGUAUGUCACCUACGGUGCGUUGCUAGUGUCGGGGUGCUACAUCGGGUGGAGAGCCAGAGACGGUAUCUCGUUCUUGAGUAGCAACGGUACCCAAAAAGCCCUUCCUUUGAGUUUGAACUUUAUCGCCAGUGCGAUGGGUUGUGGGAUCCUCACCACCUAUUCCCAGAUCGCCAACACCGCGGGGUUACAUGGAUUGCUCGUAUAUUGCAUCUGUGGGUCUCUCCCUAUCUUCCUCUUUUCGUUUGCGGGCCCAGCCAUUCGCAAGAGAUGCCCCGACGGCUUUGUCUUGACGGAGUGGGUCCGUAUGCGCUUCGGAGUUAUUUGCAGCUUGUACCUUUCUGCCUUUACGGUAUUAACCAUGUUUUUGUUUCUUGUGGGGGAGAUUUCCGCCCUUAACUACGCCGUGAGCACCUUGACUGGCCUCAAUGCGCUUCCCGCGAUUAUCGUCGAAUGCGUGGUCACCACCAUUUACACCAGUAUCGGUGGGUUCAAGGUCAGUUUCAUCACCGACAACCUCCAGGCUUUGAUGGUUACCCUUUUGCUUGUCAUUUGUGCCUGUGGUAUGGGCACUAACAUCCACAUCGACACAUCUUUGAUCGGGUCCUCCGGGUUGUUGAAGGAAAACAAGUUGGGCUGGCAGUUGAUCUACAUCUUGUUUGUAGCGAUUGUAACCAACGAUUGCUUCAUGGCUGGUUUCUGGUUGCGGACGUUUGCGGCCAAGACCGACAAAGAUUUGCUCAUUGGUACGGGUAUCGCAGCCGUUGUUACCUUCGUCUAUUGCGCGCUUGUGGGCACUACCGGCUUCAUCGCUGUAUGGACCGGUGACUUGCAGCCUAACGAUCCAGACGGCUAUGCCGCUUUCUUCAUUUUGCUCGCCAAGAUGCCGUCCUGGGUCAUUGGCUUUGUGCUUGUCUUCACUGUGUGCUUGUCGACUUGUACGUUGGAUUCCUUGCAAUCGGCAAUGGUCUCUACGAUUUCCAACGAUCUUUUCCGUAACAAGAUCUCCUUGUACUGGGUCAGAGCCAUGGUGGUGGUGAUCAUCAUCCCGUGUGUCGUGGUGGGUGUCAAGGCCGCGGACGAUGUUUUGCAGAUCUAUUUGAUUGCGGACUUGGUUUCCUCAGCGAUUAUCCCUAUCAUAUUCUUGGGGCUCUCCGAAAAGUUCUACUGGUUGGCCGGGGUCGAUGUAAUCGUUGGUGGGUUGGGGGCUCUCUUGGCCGUCUUUGUCUUUGGCACAGUGUAUUACGACAACGCUAGAGACGGUGCACGCUUGUUGUUGUUAUGGAACGGGUUGUACAACUCUGAGGAUUGGGGUCCGUUUGGUGCCUUUGUGAUUGCUCCCUUCGGUGGUGUCAUCAUCGGGUUCUUUAGUUGCGCUGUGCGAUUGGCGUCGUUGAAGGUGUACUCCCGGGUCACCGGAAAACCAUUUACCGCGUUGGACAGGCCGAUUCCGCAGUUACAGGCCGCGGCCGAGGCCCAAAGCGACAGCAGUGAGGAGGAUGUGGUUUUUAGCAAUGACGGAGCCGACUACGAGUCGGUCUCUUACACCAGCAAGAAAUAGAUACGAAUACCUAAUAAUCAAUAAAU